AUAAUUCAAAUCUAAUCUCUAAUUUCCCAUUCAAACAAAAGCUCUUCCGUCACCCAAAUGUUUCUCUUUGUUCUCCAAACUCUGGAUAAGAUAGUCUUGAUAAGAUUCGGUCAGCCAAUAUAAAUAUUAAAAUGUAGGCGCAUUGCGCCGUUCGAUUACACCGCAGUUGGUUCACAAAAAUCAGUGAAGAUGAACCCCAUAAUCUUUUUUGUCUUUUUUCUGGUUGUGUUUACUCAUGGAGCAAAUAUUCACCCUAAAUCCUGCCCUUUGGAAAAGGAUUGUGGCAAAGUGGACGGGGCCAGUGUCAUUUGUGGUUUGGAUGAGGAAAUGGGUUGCAUUCAGAAAUAUCCCUCAAAGUGUCAUCUGGAUUUAGCAGCUUGCCAUCAAGGAAAAGUGUUCAAGGACUACAGUGACAUUUAUUGCUCAAUGCAGGCAUAUUUCUGUGAAAAAUCACCCACCUAUGAACGUUGGACCAUUUUCUUUGGCCAUGAAGAUGAUUAAAUUGAAUUAUUUAAAAUAUUUAUGAAACAAAUUGUUAAGAAGAGGAAAAGAUUUCAAUAGUACGCUUAUUAAGUUAAAAUAUUUGCCAUAAAAUAUACAAAUAUUUAUUAAGUUAAGCCUAAAGAGCAAAGUUUAUUAGUAUUUAAAGUGCAUAAGCUAGUCCAAUUGUUAUAACAAAU
Molecule: messenger RNA, 680 nt
Organism: Drosophila serrata
Lineage: Eukaryota; Metazoa; Arthropoda; Insecta; Diptera; Drosophilidae
Molecular function (GO): protein binding
Source: RefSeq, a predicted model, not a curated record